AUGCCGGAGUCCCCGACCAAGCCCCCCUCGCCGCCGGGAUCCCCGGUCAAUACAGCCACGCCGUCCGCGGCCUCGGCGCUGCUGCGAAUCGCCGUGCUGGCCGUCGCUUUCCUAGCGGUCCAGCUCAUGCUCUUCAAGAACCUCCACAGAUUCCCGACCACGCGCUUCCUCCCGCCCCCGGGACGUUGCAACAGCACCUGGGCUAACGGCGAGGUUGAGCCCGGCGUGUGCGAGGCCGGGAUCAUCUACGUCUACGACCUCCCGCUGGAGUUCAACCAUGACCUGGUCACGCACUGCGAGCGCCUCUGUCCGUGGUACUCGUUCUGCCCGUAUCUGACCGACGGCGGCUUGGGCCGUCCGGCCGCCACGGUGCCGGCCUUCUCCGCCAUCGUGCCCAACGCGUCGAUGCCCAGCUGGUACAACACCGACCAGUUCCCUCUGGAGGUCACCAUCCACCGCCGCCUCCUGUCCCACCGGUGCCGCACCAUCGACCCGUCGCUCGCGGACGCGUUCUAUGUGCCGUUCUACGCCGGCCUCGACGUCGGCAGCCACCUGUGGGGCCUCAACGCCACCGUUGCCGACCGUGACCGCGCCGGCACACGGCUCCUCGAGUGGCUCACGAACCAGACGUCCUUCAAGAAAUCCGGCGGGUGUGAUCACUUCAUCACGCUCGGGCGCAUCACGUGGGACUUCCGUCGGUACUACGACGACGGUUGGGGCACCAACUUCGUGAUCAGGCCCGGGAUGGCCAACGUCACCCGCCUCGUCAUCGAGGCCGACCGGCUUGACCCCCUGGACGUCGGCGUCCCGUACCCGACUGGCUUCCACCCGCGCACCGCUGCCGACGUGCGCGCGUGGCAGCGGCACGUGCUGUCCCUCAACCGCACCAACCUCUUCGGGUUCGCCGGCGCCCAGAGGUCGGGGUUUAAGGACGACUUCAGAGAUGUGCUGUUGGAGGAGUGCGAGGACGCUGGGAGAGCGCACUGCCGCUCCGUGGACUGCAGCGGCACGAAGUGCAACGACAAUGCCACGACGGUGAUGAACCUGUUCCUCGAUUCCAGGUUCUGCCUGCAGCCGCGCGGGGAUAGCUACACGCGGCGGUCCCUGUUCGACUGCAUGGUGGCCGGGGCCGUGCCGGUGCUGUUCUGGCGGAGGACGGCGUACGACCAGUACCCGUGGUUCCUGCCGGUUGGCGAGCGGGGGAAGGAGAGGGAGUGGUCGGUGUUCAUGGACCGGCAGGCGCUGCGUGUGGGCAACGUGAGCGUGCUGGAUGUUCUGCAGGGGUUCAACGAGCAGCGGGUCCGGCGGAUGCGGGAGCGAGUUGUGGAGAUGAUCCCCAGGCUGGUGUACGGCUCGUCGUCCGACGGGCUCGGCGACGGCAUGGAAGACGCGCUGGAUGUGGCGCUGAGUGGCGUUGUCAAGCGGUUCCGCCGGCGCCGGCGGAGCAUUGCGCGUGAAAAAGACGGCCCUCCUGCUCCUCUGGCCGCUCGACGCGUCAACGGCACAUCGACGACGCCUCCUGCUUCCAACGGCAACAAUAGGCCGGUGAUCCGGCGGGGGCGCCGCCGAUACGUCUCACGGGAUAGAUCGAGGAGGGCGUUUUGGCCACACAUAAGAACCGUCAUCCCCCCAGCACCGGCAUCAGGACGCCAAAGCUUGCAAACAUCAUGA
This is a messenger RNA of Triticum turgidum subsp. durum (durum wheat), 1671 nucleotides long. The record is from the annotation of a GenBank genome assembly. NCBI's taxonomy places the organism in Eukaryota, Viridiplantae, Streptophyta, Magnoliopsida, Poales, Poaceae.